ACUUCUUCACAUGGAGCUUGAAUAUCAGGCUGUUGGCAGACUUUAAGGACUUUUUUUAAGGGCUCUACGUGUAAAAUUAAUACAUGAUGAUGGCUACAAACGGAAACAACGCACGUGGAUUAAACGGUGACGAGUCAUCAGUGUCUUUAAACGGCAGCAAAUCACUCUCCGCUGCGGUAAACGGAGCAGCCAAGGCGGCUUCGUCCAAGCUGCAGAACGGAGGAACCGGGGCGGAGAGGUUCACCUUCAGCCCGGAGCCCACCUUAGAGGACAUCAGGCGGAUGCAGGCCGAGUUCACGGACGAGCGGGACUGGAAUCAGUUCCACCAGCCCCGCAACCUGCUCCUGGCGAUGGUCGGGGAGGUGGGCGAGGUGUCGGAGCUCUUCCAGUGGCGGGGGGAGGUGGCGGAGGGCCUGCCGGACUGGACCGAGUCGGAGCGGGAGCAGCUGGCGCACGAGCUCAGCGACGUGAUGAUCUACCUGGUGGAGCUCGCCGAGAAGUGUCAUGUAGACCUUCCCCAAGCGGUGCUGCGAAAAAUGGCUCUAAAUCGACUGAAAUACCCCGCCAGCAAGGUGCACGGGUCGGCCAAAAAGUACACCGAGUACCAGGACUGAGUUUGGGGGUUGAGCUGUCAGUCAGGGGCCGCUGGUUGCGGUGCCUGCUGGAGCUGGUGACAACAUGCUGGAGUUUACUGAUGGCCUACUGCUGAACAUUUUGUUGACUGGCGCUUUCUCUGGGUUGACUUGUUACAUGACUGUGUGAAUGCUCUUAACUGAUGUGUGUUUUCUGUGAUACACAUUUAUGAGCCUGACUGCCUACGUAUGCAAAGUCACCGUUUGUAGGCAAGGCACUUUGGCAAUGCUGCAUAUUUAGUGAGGGUUUUUUUAAAUUCUGUUUUUACUCUUUUCAUCAUCCAUGUGCCUGGGUGAAUUUUGGGGGAAAAACUGUUCUGCAGUGGCUCUUAGGGAGGAGAAUGGCUUUUUUUGUCUUUUUCUUGAACCUCCCUGAGUAACUUGGAAAAAUGCAUGACCCUCCCUCCACCAUUAAUUAGCUCUUAGAUUUCAAAACUCUAACCUUGAAUGAUUAAAAGUGACAAGUUGAAGACAAAAAAGUUGAAAAUGUUUUUGUGCAUGGUGGUUGGGUAAUGCAAAUGGUUUAUUUUUAGGCAAAAUUUCAAAUGCUACAUGUAGAAUUGAGUGAUUUUGAUUGCAUUCUACUGUUUUUUAGCUCAAAUUUUGGGGGUUUUUUUCUGUCAGAAGCAAAUAAUGUGUUCAGGGACUAUAGAAAAAUGUGAAAAUUCAACAAUAAUUUUUGUUUGGAACAGUUUGUGUCUAUGAUAAAUGGUGUAAUUUUGCUAAAAAAAAAAAAAAAGAAAAGAAAUAUCCCUUCCAAACCCAGUGGUAGGAUGGGAAGGUUCAUCUAAAAAUGUGUGGUGAAAUAAAUACAAAAUACAACCAUUUAAAGUUAGAUGCCCUUCCCUUAAGCCAAAAAUAAUAAACAUACUUCCUCUGUGUUUAAAACCUUUACCUUUUGCAUCACAUCCCCUCCCUCCCACAAAUAAUGAACAGUCCCUUGUAAGAAUGUAUUUCUCAGUGCACGUUUUACAGCUUGGCUUCAGUUUAGGAGUGUGACAGAGUGGAUUGUAAAAUUGGUGGAGAGUUGAAGUGGGUGAUAAUUGUCCUGACUGUCCCUGACAACAGGGUAAUUGUGAACAGUUUUUCUGUUAUUAGCUUUUUUGUAUUUAUUCUCAUUUCUCAUCAGCGUUGAGUGAACUACUCUUCUGUUUUGUUCACAUCACAACUGUCACAUUUUUCCUGAAGUAAAAAUUGCUUUAAUUCUG
This is a messenger RNA of Plectropomus leopardus (leopard coralgrouper), 1840 nucleotides long. RefSeq names its product dCTP pyrophosphatase 1 (gene dctpp1). Gene Ontology annotation, cellular component: cytosol. The record is from RefSeq and is a predicted model, not a curated record. Lineage: Eukaryota; Metazoa; Chordata; Actinopteri; Perciformes; Serranidae. Gene Ontology annotation, molecular function: dCTP diphosphatase activity. Gene Ontology annotation, biological process: DNA protection; dCTP catabolic process.